UCCAUCUCCAGGGUUUUCUCUGUGUGUGUGGGUUUCGCGGAUUGUCACGUCAUCCUGCCAAUUAUUACAGCUGUUAGCUUUAGCACAAGCUGCUAAAAUAACACGAAUACAACUCAGAAAGUCACUCCCAGCCGUGACAUCAUGGCCGCCGCUUCCUCCCGAUGCCCGCGGGAGGAAGACACCAACUAUAAACUACAUUUCCGGACGAUAAACGAGCAACAAGUGGAUGAAAUCUGCAUUGAUUUCUUCUACAAGCCGCACACCAUCUCCCUGCUGACGGCCACUGUGCUCAGCCUCAUGUACUUUGCGUUCACCAGGAAUGAUGAGCACUCAGACAACAAUCUGCGAGUUGGUCUUUUUGUGGUGGUUUCCUUCUUCUUGGUCGUCAGUGUCCUGGCUUUUCCUAAUGGACCUUUCACCAGGCCACAUCCGGCGAUAUGGCGAAUGGUGUUUGGUCUCAGUGUUCUCUACUUCCUGUUCCUGGUUUUCAUCAUCUUCCUCAACUGGAACCAAGUUAAGUCCCUGAUGUACUGGCUGGACCCAAAUCUGCGCUACGCCACACGGGAAGCCGACAUUAUGGAAUAUGCUGUAAACUGCACAACGAUAACAUGGGAGCGCAUCCUGAGCCACUUCGACAUCUUUGCGUUCGGCCACUUUGCCGGCUGGGCCAUGAAGGCUCUGCUCAUCCGCAGCUACGGCCUCUGUUGGACCAUCAGCAUCACCUGGGAACUAACAGAGCUGUUUUUCAUGCACCUUCUGCCAAACUUUGCGGAGUGCUGGUGGGAUCAGGUGAUACUGGACAUACUGUUGUGUAACGGAGGAGGCAUCUGGCUGGGAAUGACCGCCUGUCGCUUUUUGGAGAUGAGGACUUACCGCUGGGCCAGUAUCAAGGAAAUCCACACCACCACAGGGAAAAUAAAGCGAGCCGUGCUCCAGUUCACCCCGGCCAGUUGGACCUACGUGCGCUGGUUCGACCCAAAGUCAUCCUUCCAGAGACUUGCAGGCAUCUACCUCUUCAUGAUCUUAUGGCAGCUGACGGAGCUGAACACCUUCUUCCUCAAACACAUCUUCGUCUUCCAGGCCUCUCACCCUCUCAGCUGGUGUCGCAUCCUCCUUCUUGGAGCCAUCACUGCGCCCACUGUUCGGCAGUACUAUGCAUAUCUGACAGACACUCAGUGCAAACGAGUUGGCACACAAUGUUGGGUGUUUGGAGCCAUUGCUUCCCUGGAGGCUCUCACCUGUGUGAAAUUUGGACAUGACUUAUUUUCCAAGACACAGAUUCGUUACGUUCUUCUGUGGCUACUCUGCCUGGCACUCAUCACACUUCUGUGUUUAUAUGGGAUGGUUUGGUUUGAACAGAAUAAAAUAAAGAGCCUCUCUGUGCAGUGUGAGGACUGUGAUAACACCAGUGUUGUCAACUCCUGUGGCUUCAUCCCAGACGUUGUUUUGGGUCAGAAAGAGACAUCGAGAAGUCCACAACCCACCAAACAGAAGAGAGUCUCCGGGAGGAACAGAUUAGUGAACGGACACGGAGGAAAGAAAUACUGAUGCCUCACAUCUUCUCUGAAAGAGAUGAGUGAUGGACGCUCUAGGAAAAAAAACAAUGUGAAAAACAUCAUGCACUUAAAUCUUCAGAAUAAUUGUGGAGAGUUAAAGGAUUUAAUGAAACCUACAGACCAGAAGACAAACACCAAAACGCCAACAAGCCUUGACUCUCUAUUGUAACUUAUCAAGAUGUAAUGGUGGUUGUUUGACUACAAAAACCCUUUCUCACUUGGACUACAAAACACUAACAUGCUGACUUAAGCAUCAUUGUAUAUAUUUUCUACCUGAAACUACUGAAUGUUGUUUUACACUGUGGGAAACAUGUUAUGUCCAGUCCGGGAUGUACCAGCUUUAUCAAUGUGGUCUGCAAACCCGCUCACACCACCGCCCGGACUGUAUUUAUUGAUUUAUAUGCUAUAGUCACUUUUGCACUUAAUCUCUUUGUUCUGUUACUUUGCCCUGUAUUUAAGAGAUUGACUAGAAAAACUAAAGAUUGGUGAUAGUUAAGUUUGUUUACUUUUAAGUGUUUGUUUAAAUAAUUAUUACCUACGCCAAGGACGUUUUCUUUGUGUCAGCAGGAUUACACAAAAACUACGGAAGGCUUCCAAUAAAACGACGUAGGUCCAAUGGACGUGGGUCCAUUCAUUCAAGGGACUAAUAUCUGAGUGUGUACAAUUUCGUGCAGCAUAUUUAAGGAGACUGUUUUUGGUGGAGGCAUCAGCUCUGACUGCCAUUCUACUGUAGCUGCCUUAAAUGACCAUAUUUUGCAUUUAUUUACAAUAUAGUAAACCACUGGUGUUAUACUGAACUUCCUGCAUUUCCUCAGUUAAAACAUCAGGAAAUAUUUUUCUCCUUAAACUGGGAGAAACAACCAACAAGUCUUGUUUUUUUUUUACAACUGUUGUGUGAUUUUUGCAAUUUUGUGUUUGUUAUUGGGGAGAAAGUAAUACAUGUGUGUACAAUGUUGUGACCUAAGACUGUGACAUUCAAUGCCAUAGCACCAUGAAUGGUGACAAUCAGUAAGGAGGAGAAUCACACAGGUGAAAUCAUCCUUUACAAAGGUUCAUUUUGAGUCGUAGUUUUAAUACAAUGUGAAGUUAAUAUGACCUGGUGACUCAUAUAGUUUGGAUUAACAUUUGUUAUUUGUAAUUUUCAAUGCACUACUUGGUAUUACUGAGCUUUGAUUUUAUAUGUGUGUUUUUAUGUACAUAAAUAAUUGGGAAAGAUUGUGGGGUAUUUUUUUUUAUAACAAAGUUUUUAAAUGUGGAUAUUACAACACAAAACAAAUAAAAAAUUAUUUCAAUUUCCUUGUGACUUUUCUCCAUAUGUUGAUCCAUGCUUACCGUGUGACAUUCGUUCACACACAGGGACAUGAUGCUGUUCAGUUCAUCAGCACCACAAACUACAAUCACCUUUCUACUACAGUUUCAUGAAAAAUUGAACAUAUAAGCCGCGUAACAGUAAAUGAUUUGAGGGCUGUUGUAUUUAGAAGUCAGUUUAAAUGACCGUCAGUGUAACUAAUAAACGGGCGUAUGAAAACACAUACUUUUCUUGCAUUCUUUCAUAUGUUGUACUAUAAACUAGAGCCUGACCAUCCUCCUUACAGAGAUAUUUAAGUUUAAUGACAUGUUAACUGCCAUUUCUUUGCAACACAAACCAGUAAUACACAUUAAUUACAUUCCUUAAACUAUGUAUUUAAACUAAUAAUUACAAUACACUUAAAAAAUAACAGGCUCUGUUUAAAAAGAGCAACAAC
This is a messenger RNA of Paralichthys olivaceus (Japanese flounder), 3301 nucleotides long. It is a transcript of the gene ptdss1b, whose product is annotated as phosphatidylserine synthase 1b. The record is from RefSeq and is a predicted model, not a curated record. Lineage: Eukaryota; Metazoa; Chordata; Actinopteri; Pleuronectiformes; Paralichthyidae. Gene Ontology annotation, molecular function: L-serine-phosphatidylethanolamine phosphatidyltransferase activity. Gene Ontology annotation, biological process: phosphatidylserine biosynthetic process.